Molecule: messenger RNA, 3968 nt
Organism: Pelagomonas calceolata
Lineage: Eukaryota; Pelagophyceae; Pelagomonadales; Pelagomonadaceae
Source: the annotation of a GenBank genome assembly
GGUCGCCGUGGUUAACGGCGGAGCGCCGGCGGAGCUGCCCUCUUCGAGGGUGCCGCCGGAUUCGCUCGCUUCGAUGGGCGCUGCGGCGCUCCGGCGGGGCUUCCCUCUGGGAGGGUGCCGCCGAUUCUAGCGCUCGCGGAAGCCGGGUUUCUGGGCUUUAGGGAGGCACCCUGCGCCCGAGCUGGGCCGCUGGGGGGCUUCCUGAAGCCUCGAGCUGCUGCUCGACGCGCGGUGUAGCUCGCUUUGGCCGCGCGGCCGGCUAGCUUCACUGGGAGAGCUCCACAAGCAAGAGCCACGAAUCGGCCCGUUACGGCGUCGCUGGCCCUGGGGACGCGCGCUGGCGGCUUGGAGGGUCCCUGGGGGCGUGCGCUGGCGGCUUUUCCAGCCGAAAAAGGGGCGCCCCCGGCUGAAUUAAGCAACAAUUGCGCCUCGCGAGCAAUAAAAGUCCGCAAAGUUUUGGCCCCCCAGCUGCUUCCUAGACCUCUUUUCCGCCCGUCCGAGCCCCUCGUGGUCGGCCGCGGCGAGAAAAAACCGAAACCGCGCAUGCACUUAGUGCGUGCGGGGUCUCCACCUUUUAUGAGCGCCGAGCCAGACUGAGAGGCGCUCGCUCGGUCUCUGAUGCGGCCGUAGGCCUGGGGCGACGCUGCGCACCCGGCCUCGGCUGCCGCUCCAAGCAACAAGCUCACAAGCUCCAGAGAUAACAUCGGGGCAGCCUUUUUGGAGAUGCGCCUACUACACCUCCUCCUCACACUCACCACUGUCAACGCCGCGAGCUGGCUCACGCGCUGGGCCGACGACGCGGACUGUAUUGAUGGAGUACGAGAAUUGGAAGUCCUAUGCGUGGAUGACGACUUAGUAGUAGCAGACGCCGAGUGCACCGCCACAAAACCAUCAACAACAACAUCCUGCAUGGACACGGUCACCAAAAUAAUCGAUGCGAAUGAAGGCGACGACGCGAACAACGGCACGGAGGCCUUUCCGCUAAGAACGCUGAGGGAGUGCAUACAACGGUUCGGGUUCAAAUGGAGUUCCAACAAGAAUUCACCAGACGAGCAACUCCCACAGCUCGUGUGCGCUCUCAAAGGCGGCAUCUACAACGACGAACCCAGUACGCCGUUGGACAGCGCGGACCAUCUUUUGGUCAGACCCUACGAUCACAAUAAAGUUAUUUUUGAUGGAACGGACGCCUUCUGGGACGUCCGGUGGGCGCGGCACCAUACUUUCGAGGAUGUGGUCACCGCCGCAAUACCCUUCACGCGCCGCCCAGAAGUACUGGUCGCGGGCCACAACAUCAUGUGCGCCAACGAAAGUAGUAUUGUUGAUGGGAAUCACGACCCCAAGGCCGGCUAUGGGACGGCGCGCGCUCCAUGCUUCGCCUGGUCGCCUGAUGACGCCUGGGUGUUAGGUGAUGCGGCCUUCGCGCUGGACGACGCCGUCGCCGUCUAUGAACGGGGCGAGACCCUUGAUGAGGAUCGGAACGUGCCCUGGUUCUGGGUCGACGAACGAAAGGGCGAGGUCCACGUCGACACCAGUAAAGCCCCAUCGACAUACCCGAUCCGCGUCAAGAACGCGACGAGGAGGGAUGUGUUGUCUAUUGAUGAUGGCUGCCACCGCAUCCAUGUGCGCGACUUGUAUUUUUACGGGACGUCGUGCUGCGGCGCCGGCCCGGCGUACAACUCCUUACAGUCGACGGAUCUGAGGCUUACCCGGUCAAGGUUUCUGUACGCUCCGGUCGACGGGAUUAGAUUAAAGUCCACGAAGCAGACGAAACGCGGCGGUACGCCCUACGUGAAAUUCGAGAACAACACGGCGGAGUUUGGCGAAGGUGCGUUGUACUACAAGGGCACCGGUGCUCGCAUUCUCGGGAAUUAUUUCGCGUUCAAUUCGUUCGAGCAGCGGACGGCCUACACGUUGAAUAACAUGGCCCAGCGGUCGGUGGUGGCGCACAACACGUUGCUAUCUGUGUGGAAGUCAAAGUUUUACGCCGUCGAAGCGGCGCCUGCUCGAUGGCGUGGCGAUGCCGGUUCCUCGCCGCUCGACCGAGCCAGGACGGCCGCGUCAUCAUCGAGAAAUGACUUAGUGAAGAAUUGUCGGGUGCACCCGACGCACUGGUUGAUUUCCACACAGGUUGCUCUAUAAUGGCGAUAAAGCAGGGCACUACUCGUGGGCGCGCGGGAAUAUCCACCACCACAAUCUCGUAAUAGGACAGGACUUCUUAGGUCCCCAGUUCGACGCCGCGGUCUUCCACGCGUUGACGGGCGCCCAAGAAGGCUUGGUGAUUGAGUACAACUGGGUCCUCGGUCCUUCCCUCGUGAGCUUCGCGAGGUUAGAUACCGCGCAGUCGACCCAACCUGACGAAGCAGGUAGGUAUACCACAAUCAAACACAACGUGCACAUGGGCCUGGGCAUGACGACGAAGGGCUACAACCACACCAUCGAGCACAAUACCGGUAGUAGAUUUUUACAAGUUGAAAGUUGGGCCUCCAUCGACGACCACAACUUGUAUACCGUGGCGAGGUACAACGCGCACUCCGAGGUGAAGAGUCGCGGUUCUACGCUGGAGUUUGAUGCCAUCCCGGGCUACGCUUCUCUCAAUCUCUGCGGAGAUCUAGUAGUUUGCAACCCGCGCAAUCAUACUGCACCACCAGAAUUAACGAGGCAGCUCCUCCCCUUGACCGACGGCGUCCAGGAGGAAUUGAUAAACGGCGCCUGGCCCGCCGUCGACACGUCGGGCGUCGGGGAAGGGGAAGAUUCGUUUAAUGAGGCUGGGGUUAUUGACGGCGACGACCUGCUCGGGUUGUUCGAGCCGCACGAGAUCGGGACGCCGACGGCCGAGGCCAUGGACUUCCGACCGAAGGCCGACGGGAAACUGGUCUGGAGCUGUAGCGACUGUGCUGGAGACGGGGGCACCUAUAACUACGUCGACCAGAAACCGUCGUGGACCGAUUUUGAUGAUUACGCCGGCGCAUAUAGUGUAGACGACGAGCUCUGGGUGCCGGGCUGCCACGACUGCGUCACGGGUGGAAAGUUUGGUGGAGGCGUGUUUCCUUAUACUCCGCCGGAGUUCGCUCCUACUUCAUCCCCUACAGCUAUGCCCACCACUCCCAUGCCGACGCCCAAGCCGACGACGACGGCGGCCCCCGUCAUCUCGUGGGCCCCGACGCCGCGGCCGGUACGCGUGGUGCAGACGCAAGCACCCGCCGCCUUAUUCGUUGUGAGCGGCGAGCUCUACUUCGAGGGGAUCACGUGUGAAUACGUCGAUUCCAACGUCGACGUCUUCGUCGCUGCCAUCGCCGACCUGUGCAGCGUGGACGCGGCCGCUGUCAGCGUGGCGUGCGCCGUCAGCGAUGGCGAUGCGCCGUCGCGCGGCGUGCGGCGGUUACAAACCGACGGCGUCAUCGUGACCUACGAAGUGAGCGUCGAAACUGCGGACGAAGCGGCGGCCAUCGCGGCCGCGAUCGAGGGCAUUUCGACCGACGACGUCGAUGUCGCCCUCGACAAAGCCGCGAGCGACGCGGGCGUCGACCUCGGGGCCGCGGAAACCACGGCCGUCGGCGCGCCCGCGUGGGACUCGCCGGCGCCGACGCCGCUGCCCACCGCCUGGCUGUCGUCAAAAAAGAACAAGAAGGCCACGCAAAUGGUCGUCAUCAUCAGCGUCUGCGUCUGCGUCGGCUUCUGCUGCCUGGUCGCCGCCUGCGGCAUCGUCGUGACCUACGCCCGGCGAUCGAACAAGACGCCCGGCUUGCAGGAGCCCUCCGCGCCGCCGCUCGAGGCCAUUCCCGUGCCGCACUUCUUCUCGCGGCGGAAGAAGCAGCAUAACGCGUCCGCGCCGCCGCUGGACAUCCCGGUCGCGCAGCCGGUGGGGAAGAUCUAGUCCCAAUUCGAAGAACUAACAACAAGUUUUAAGCCUGAGGAUUUCGAGUUCUGCGGUUUGUCGAGUUUCUCCGGUUUGUCGAGUUUCUCCGGUU